AUGUUGGUGGACGGCAGCGGUCUGCCGCAGCAGUGCCCAGUCGUGGGGGGCUACGAGGAGACUUGGAGUGGACAGUGUCCGAUGUCGAGCCAGUGGGCUAAACAGUCUCAAUUUCACGUUAGCGAUUACGGCGCCUAUAGAGACGCUUACAUGGGACCGUCCAUGCAGUGUUAUAACAGUGCUUACUACGCGUGUAACACCCCACAAUUAUAUUGUGGCGCCGUGCAGCGGGCGGAGUAUGCCCCCGCACCCCUGAACCUGCCGUGCAACGGCCAACAGUGGGACUACAACAGCAUGUGCUAUGAUGUUGAUGGGCAGCCCUGUCAGUACACCAAUGUCGUCGAUUUGGAGGACUUCAUGAACAAUGAGAAGAGGAAGGAGAAGUCGCGCGUGGCGGCCCGCUGCCGCCGCACGAAGGAGAUGCAGAUCUUCGCCGAGCUGACCGCCGCGCUGCCCGCCAAGAAGGAGGAGGUGGAGCAGCUGGACAAGGCGUCCGUGAUGCGCCUCGCCAUUUCCUAUCUGCGCGUGAGGGACGUCGUCUCGAUGCUCCCCAAUGGCGACGUCGAGUCGCCGAAGCUGCAGAGCCCUAAAGGGCUGGAGGAGAUACAGUCCGAACUGUCGUACAUGAAGGCUCUAGACGGAUUCGUUCUGGUGCUCUCCCAGCAGGGAGACAUCGUCUACUGCAGCGAGAACAUCGCCGAGCAUCUGGGCGUCUCGCAGAUGGAGAUAAUGGGCCAGAGCGUGUUCGAGUUCAGCCACAUGUGCGACCACGAGGAGAUCCGGGACGCGCUCCGCCCCGGGGGCGGUGGCCGCCGCGACCUGCUCCUCCGCAUGAAGUGCACCCUCACCAGCAAGGGGAGGAACGUCCAUCUCAAGUCCGCCUCGUACAAGGUCAUACAAGUCACCGGGCAUAUGCUUAUGCCUGGCGAGGACAAACAGAAAGACGGAGACGGCAACACUACUGACGAUGGUGACGAGAAGAAGACGCAGGGCGAUGCGGUCAAGAAAAUGGAGACGGGUGCGCUCGUGGCGGUGGGCCGACCGAUUCCGCACCCGUCCAAUAUAGAGAUACCCCUGGACAGCAAGACUUUCCUGUCCAAACACAGCCUCGACAUGAAGUUCACGUACACAGAUGAGGGUUUGAUGAACACACUGGGUUUUGAACCAGACGAGCUGGUUGGUCAUUCCUUGUACGACUAUCAUCACGGUGCUGACAGUGCUUCUUUAGCUCAUCAGUUCAAAUCACUUUUCUCUAAAGGACAAUGCGAAACCGGACAGUACCGCUUCCUCGCCAAGUCGGGUGGCUACGCCUGGGUCCAGACCCAAGCCACCGUCAUCAUGGACAAACAACAGAAGCCAAUAAGCGUCGUCUGCGUAAACUACGUAAUCAGG
Messenger RNA from Iphiclides podalirius (scarce swallowtail), 1392 nucleotides. The record is from the annotation of a GenBank genome assembly. NCBI's taxonomy places the organism in Eukaryota, Metazoa, Arthropoda, Insecta, Lepidoptera, Papilionidae.